Aspergillus uvarum CBS 121591 is the source of this 864-nucleotide messenger RNA. RefSeq lists its product as uncharacterized. The transcript has a single exon. The coding region runs from base 1 to 864 and encodes 287 amino acids. NCBI's taxonomy places the organism in Eukaryota, Fungi, Ascomycota, Eurotiomycetes, Eurotiales, Aspergillaceae. The record is from RefSeq and is a predicted model, not a curated record.
AUGAAAAUCAACACUCUCUUCUCCCUUCUGCUCGCCACACUCUCCACGGGGGUGACCUCCACCCCGAUCCCCAACGCGGACCCCGAAUCUCAAGCCCACGGUUCCAUCCAAUCCAUCAACCUCGACACCAGAUCCGUGCACAAUGUCGACCCCCUCCGCAAGCUCCCGGACAUCCACACCCGGUCCCUCGACCUGCCGCUGGCCGAGCUAUUCAACCGCGAAGAUGGAACACCUCGAGACGACGACGACGACGAUGACACCCUCUAUACUCUGCUCACGCGGGACAUCACCCACGACGACGACGACGACGACGACGACAACAACAACGAGGAAGACGCGAUAACCAACCUAACCCCGCGCACCUCCUCCACCUCCGCCCAACAAACCAUCGAAGAAACCAGCACCUACCAGCUCUUCUCCAAGGUCCACAGCAGCAUGACCAAGGACAACUACUACGCCUUCACGGUCAAGUACACGACGGGCGACGGGCCGGGCGACGCCAGCCCCAAGGACGUGCUGGCGGAGGCGCAGCGGGACUACGGGUUCGACCACAUCGCCCUGGUGGUGGGGAAGGUCAGCGAGACCACCUCCAAAAAAAAGGUGAAGCGCGACUUCAUCGCCGUCCUGCACCACCUCAUCAUCACCGAGUACCCGGAGACCAUCUACCAGAAGCGCAACUGGAGUGGCGCCGGCGGCGGCAAGUCCGCCACCAAGAUCGAGUUCGUCAAGCAGACCGCCGCCAAGAAGGACGCGGCGCUGGCGGCCAAGGCCAAGGACUACUUCGCCCAGGCGGAGCAUCAGAAGUGGGUGGCCAAGACGAAUGAUUGUCUGACUUUUGUGAGGUAUUUGGAGGGGUAUCUUUGA